Molecule: messenger RNA, 7805 nt
Organism: Cololabis saira (Pacific saury)
Lineage: Eukaryota; Metazoa; Chordata; Actinopteri; Beloniformes; Belonidae
Gene: slc12a2
Product: solute carrier family 12 member 2
Exons: 27
Coding region: 251-3712 (1153 amino acids)
Biological process (GO): sodium ion transmembrane transport; chloride transmembrane transport; cell volume homeostasis
Cellular component (GO): membrane
Molecular function (GO): sodium:potassium:chloride symporter activity; ammonium channel activity
Source: RefSeq, a predicted model, not a curated record
AACAGCAGCGGAGCCGCCGGGACGCAAGGUCGACAGCAGCAUCCCGCCCUUUUACACCGAAUCACAGCUCUGAGCAGGACCGGACCUGCUCCGACCAGACGACCAGGCGACCAGGCUCGGGUUCGAGUCCCAGUAUCAGUCCUCCCAGCCCCGGCUGCAGCUCCCCGCCCCUCCGAGCCUCGUUUCUGCAGGACGGACCUCCAUCCCUCACCCCGGCCCCGGUCCCCGUCGCUGUUGCAUCGGUAGAACCAUGUCCGCGGAACCGCCCCCCGGCCCCGACCCCGGCCCGGAGGAGCUGCUGGCCCCGGGCCCACCGGGGCCGGGACCCACGCCCAGCCAGAGCCGCUUCCAGGUGGACCUGGUGGCCGAAGCCGCCGGAGGAACCGGAGCCGGGGGAGCCGAGGACCGCUCCCCCGGCUCCGGGGAGGGGGAGCAGGGCUCCGGUCCCGGUCCUGGCUCUGGCUCCAGCCCGGCCACCACCGGGGGAGCCGGGGAGGAGGCCAAGGGCCGGUUCCGGGUGGUGAACUUCGCGGACCCGGGCGGGUCCAGCGCGGCCUCGCCGGAGCCGGGUCCGGACGGGCUGCAGAACGGGGACACCGUGAUGAGCGAGUCCAGCGUGCACUCGUCCACGGGCGGCCAGCACCACUACCACUACGACACCCACACCAACACCUACUACCUGCGGACCUUCGGACACAACACCAUCGACGCCGUGCCCAAGAUAGACUACUACCGGAACACCGCGGCCCCGCUGGGCGAGAAGCUGGUCCGACCCACGCUGUCCGAGCUGCACGACGAGCUGGACAAGGAGCCGUUCGAGGAUGGCUUCGCCAACGGUGAUGAGCUCACGCCGGCGGAGGAGGCUGCCGCCAAAGAAGCAGCUGAACCCAAAGGAGUGGUCAAGUUUGGUUGGAUCAAAGGUGUGCUGGUCCGCUGCAUGUUGAACAUCUGGGGAGUGAUGCUCUUCAUCCGUAUGACGUGGAUCGUGGGUCAGGCUGGAAUUGCUCUCGCCUGCAUGAUCGUCCUCAUGGCUACCGUGGUUACGACCAUCACUGGUCUUUCCACAUCGGCCAUCGCCACCAACGGAUUCGUCCGAGGAGGUGGAGCGUAUUACUUGAUUUCGAGGAGUUUAGGUCCGGAGUUCGGUGGGUCCAUCGGCUUGAUCUUUGCCUUCGCGAAUGCAGUGGCUGUUGCCAUGUACGUGGUGGGCUUUGCUGAGACGGUGGUGGAGCUUCUCAAGGAAUCCGAAGCCAUCAUGACAGAUGAAAUCAAUGAUAUCCGCAUCAUUGGCACCAUCACCAUCAUCCUUCUCCUGGGCAUCUCCGUGGCAGGAAUGGAGUGGGAGGCCAAGGCCCAGAUCUUUCUGCUGAUUGUCCUCAUCACAGCCAUCAUCAACUACUUCAUCGGAUCCUUCAUUCCUGUUGAAUCAAAGAGGGCUCGGGGCUUCUUUGGCUAUGAUGGUAGCAUUAUGUGGGAGAACAUGGGUCCAGACUUUCGAGAGGAGACCUUCUUCUCCGUCUUCUCAAUCUUCUUCCCGGCAGCCACCGGUAUUCUGGCUGGCGCCAACAUUUCUGGAGACCUAGCGGACCCACAAAUGGCCAUCCCCAAAGGAACACUUCUGGCCAUUUUGAUUACAGGAAUAGUCUACCUGGGCGUCGCCGUUUCCACAGGCUCCUGCAUCGUGAGAGAUGCCAGUGGAAGCAUGAACGACACCCUCAGCUCGCAAUUCAUGGCAAACUGCACCGAAGCAGCCUGCAAGUUAGGCUACGAUUUCGUGAGUUGCAGGAGCGAGAAAGAAGGCUGCAAGUACGGACUCCAUAAUGACUUCCAGGUGAUGAGUGUUGUUUCUGGUUUUGGACCGAUCAUCUCAGCCGGGAUCUUCUCUGCCACGCUGUCCUCGGCUCUGGCGUCUUUAGUGAGCGCUCCAAAGGUUUUCCAGGCGUUGUGUAAGGACAACAUUUACCCCGGCCUGGGGAUGUUUGCCAAAGGCUAUGGCAAAAACAACGAGCCGCUCCGAGGCUACUUCCUCACCUUCGGCAUCGGUCUGGCCUUCAUCCUCAUCGCCCAGUUGAACGUGAUUGCUCCCAUCAUCUCCAACUUCUUCUUGGCGUCCUACGCGUUGAUCAACUUCUCUGUGUUCCACGCUUCACUGGCCAACUCGCCAGGCUGGCGUCCCAGCUUCAAAUACUACAACAUGUGGGUGUCAUUGGCUGGAGCAAUCCUGUGCUGCGUGGUGAUGUUCGUCAUCAACUGGGCGGCUGCCCUGCUCACCAACGUCAUCGUCUUGGCCCUGUACAUCUACGUCGCCCACAAAAAGCCAGAUGUAAACUGGGGUUCGUCCACGCAGGCGCUGACCUACCACCAGGCCCUGACCCACACUCUGCAGCUGAGCGGCGUGGAGGAUCACAUCAAGACCUUCAGACCCCAGUGUCUGGUGAUGACCGGUUACCCCAACACCCGCCCCGCCCUUCUGGACCUGGUCCACACCUUCACCAAGAACGUAGCGCUGAUGAUCUGUGGGCACGUCCGCAUGGGCUACAGGAGACCGAACUUCAAAGACCUGGCCACCGACCAGACCCGGUUCCAGCGCUGGCUGCUGAAGAAUGAGGCCAAGGCUUUCUACAUCCCAGUGUUUGCUGAGGACCUGAGACAGGGCACCCAGUACCUGCUGCAGGCUGCUGGCUUGGGGCGCCUGCGGCCGAACACCCUGGUGAUGGGCUUCAAGAACGACUGGCGGGACGAAGACAUGAUGAACGUGGAGACCUACAUCAGUAUGAUCCACGAUGCCUUUGACUUCCAGUUCGGAACCGUGAUCCUACGCCUGAAGGAAGGGCUGGACGUGUCCCACAUCCAAGGACAAGAUGAUCUGCUGUCCUCCCAGGAGAAGUCUUCGGGAACCAAGGAUGUGAUCGUGUCCAUCGACACCAGCAAAGACUCUGACGGCGACUCGUCCAAGCUGUCCUCCAAGGCCACCAGCCUUCAGAACAGCCCAGCGGUACAGAAAGAUGACGAUGACGAUGGCAAAGCUCCAACUCAGCCCCUGUUGAAAAAAGACAAGAGUCCCAUGGUCCCGCUGAAUGUGUCUGACCAGAGGCUGCUGGAGGCCAGCCAGCAGUUCCAGAAGAAGCAGGGGAAGGGCACGGUGGACGUCUGGUGGCUGUUUGAUGACGGAGGUCUGACCCUGCUGAUCCCCUACCUGCUGACUAACAAGAAGAGGUGGAAGGACUGCAAGAUCCGCGUCUUCAUUGGAGGAAAGAUCAACCGGAUCGAUCAUGACCGGCGAGCGAUGGCAACCCUGCUGAGCAAGUUCAGGAUAGACUUCUCGGACAUCACCGUGCUGGGAGACAUCAACACCAAGCCCAAGAAGGAGCAUGUUGCAGCCUUCGAGGAGAUGAUCGAGCCGUACCGGCUGAAGGAGGACAGCAUGGAGCUGGACGCGGCGGAGAGGCUGAAAAACAGCGAGCCCUGGAGGAUCACGGACAACGAGCUGGAGCUGUACCGCACAAAGACGAGCCGUCAGAUCAGACUCAACGAGUUGCUGAAGGAGCAUUCGAGCACAGCCAACCUCAUCGUCAUGAGCCUGCCGUUGGCCCGGAAGGGCGCCGUGUCCAGUGCGCUCUACAUGGCCUGGCUGGAGGUGUUGUCCAAAGAACUGCCCCCGAUCCUCCUGGUGCGCGGCAACCACCAGAGCGUCCUCACCUUCUACUCGUAAUUCCGGUGUCGCCGGGAAGCAAAGCCACGUUUUGAAGCCUCACAUCCAGCUCUGCGCCCGGACGCAGGACCACAAACACAUCCCAGUUCAGUCCAAGCUCACAGACGCACCACAUACACUCCAGAGAUGGUUUGGCUCUUUACACGAAUGACGAGAAAGUGAUGACGGUUGAGAUGUGUGAUAGAGGAAUGUCAGGGUUAUGGUGGGAGCUGAUGGGAACGUUCCCCCCUUGGCUCCCCUUAUAUUAUUUAUUCGACAAUAUUUUUCUCUUGUAGCUUUUGGUUUUUAAAAUUUCCUCUUUAAAAUGGUCAUUUGGGUUCAAAUUGAUUUAGUUUUUGGCGCAGGAGUAGGUGUGCAUGACGUCAGCUGUGUAGUUCUCAUGACAUGGGUCGCGGCGACGUCGCGCUCUCUGGGUGAUCGGGGACAGUCGUCGUGUCUUUUGCAGCAAUAAUCCCUCUGUUGUCUUUACCUCCCGGGAGAGAACCACGCAGAAAGCUUUGCAACACCUUCUGAAGCCUCACGGAUGUGCCUUCCAGUCGGAUCUGAUGUAAUGAAUCUAAUCUCUGUCCAGAUUGACACUAUUACCUAUUUAUAACGGUGGAUAAUUAGCUUUCAUUAGUUUUUACUGUGAUCUCCUACUAAUUUGGAUGGGUUUAGUUCUGUGAGUGGAUUGCAAGAAUUAAAUGAGGUGUCCACUUGACUGCAUGAACACUAUCUGUUUCUUUAUAUUUUACUCAAAUCCAUGUUUAUUUCGGUCCAUAGCUUUGUUUUUAUUUUUUUAAAUUUUUUUCCACUUUGGGUCUUCCUUUGUAAAGCUGAAUUUUCACAGCAGAUUUAGUUACUUGACUUGUUUCAGGCCCAGAGCCUAGAACGGUGUGUGAACAGUCUGAAAUUCGCAAUCUCGCUGCUCAUCAGCGAAGAUGUGAAUCCAGAGCUUCAUCAGCCUGUUGAUGGACAGAUCUUCUCUCCCAUGUAGCUGCUGAUCAACGUUUCAGUUUCUUUAGUCCGCAUGUACAGUUCUUACCCUCUGAACGCGCCGCUCCACGCAACACGCAUUUUAAAACAUGCCUUAAUGACAGAAUUAACGAUUGUGAGAGUCCCCCCCACCCCUGAAGCCAUACUGGCGGGGCAGUCAGUGGCUGAAUGCAGAGAUUGAUCCAUUCUGCUAAUAAAUGCUCCUGGGGAAAGUCCCCGAGCUGCCACCGGUGUCCGCGCUGCCGCCAUCCAUCGGCAGAUCUGAACACGACCAGCUCUGCCAGCGUUGACACGCUGACACUCGUGUUCAGAGUCUGCACAAAUAUAGAUGACAGGCUGUUAAAAAAAAACAAAAAAAAAACACGCUACCUGCACACUGGAAGACUCCGAAUGUGUCGAGGCUCAGUGAAGACACGCCUCAAGUUACUUCCUUUUAUUGUGAUUGACGUCCACCGCGCCCUCACGCCCAAUCAGCUCGACUGCGUUCUCAUCCAGAAGCCCAUCUUUCCUCUCAUCAUUAUUAUUAUCAUUAUUAUUAUUAGUAGUAGUAUUAUUAAUAUUCUUAUUAUUAUCGGCGUUGGCUCGUAGCCUUUGUGAGGCUGCCGUGGUUCCACAGAAAGCCAUAUAGAACCAGUCUUUACAGUCUAAAUGGGUUCAGAAUGGGUCGCACGUAUUCCCUGUCCAGCCGCCGCCGUGGAGAAUGUCCUGAUGUAGAGAAAGACAGUAGCUUCUUGUAUCAGAGCUGUCCUGCAGCUUUUACUUUUGAGUGUUUUGGGAAGUUGUACAGAAUGAUGCAUGUGCCUGGAUGCAAGUUCGCAGUAACUGCUUAUACAAUCAUUAGAGGUGAAUGAACACAGAUGAGCCGAGUCCUUCAGAUUUGGACCACUUUGGGUGGGCGUAGAUGUUCAGAUUGUGGAUUACCUGGGAGCCUGACAAGCAUCUGGGGUGAUCAGGGGAGGAAGAUGAGGUUUAUCACAGAAUAAGUGCACAUGUGGGUGUGGACGGCGUGUUGUUGGCAUUAGGAAAAGAAGCUGCGUUGUUGCUGCUGGGCAUUACGGUUAAAAAUGAGAAACGGUUUCUUUUUACUUGUGAGUACUACUUCCUCUGUUUUCCAAACAAGUGGUUUCAGCCUUCUUCUCUCCGUGUACUCUGUCCCUCUUCUUCCAUGUAUGCAAUUUCUUAAGAGGAAUGUGACACGAUGCUUAGCUUAGUUGAAUGUACUGUAUCAUAAAUGAGCACUAGUUCCCGUUAUGUUCGCCGUUUUCUACAGACUGCUGUAAGCGCAGUGCGCCAGCUUCGUCCCGCCUGCAUCACUCCUGCCUGUGUGACUCACCUGCACAAAGCAUCAGCCAUCCCGGUCACCUGCAUUCAGCUCGCAGGCGUGAUGCGGACGGGAGUCAUGUCAGUGUAUAUAAGCAUUCAGUACAUAAACCUUCAAUAAAUCCAUUCUUAAAUGAUCCCUGCAAGCUGUCCUGGUCUGUCCUGAAAGUUAAAGAGGGUCCCAGGUGAAGUUCCAGCACGCCUGCCGGGACGUCCUUCAAGCUCACUGCUGAUGCUGAGCUGUUUCUAGACUUCUCACUGCAAAAACUCUAAAUCUUAACAAGAAUAUUUCUCUUAUUUCUAGUUAAAAUGUCUCAUUUUUCGUCAAAAAAUCUCAUUGCAUUUAAAACAAGACUCUGGAAAAACUGGAAAAAACAACAAUUUUCACCUGUUUCAAGUAGAUUUUCACUUAAAAUAAGUAGAAAAAUCUGCCAGUGGAAAAAUAUUUUUUUGCUUGUAAUGAGAAGAUAAAUCUUAUCCCAGAAAAUAUUUUUCUGGUAAUGACUCUUGUUUUAAGUUUAAUGAGAUUUCUUUGACAAAAAAUUAGACAUUUUAACUAGAAAUAAGACAAAUAGUCUUAGUAGUGAGUAUUGAUGAAAGUGGUCCAGAAUGUACCCCCCCGGCAUCAUCCAAAGAUCCUCAAAUUGGCUCAAAAUGUAAUAUUAUGAUAGCUAUUAACUUCCCCCUGCUGUCGUUUAUCCACACAACAAUAAUGUGGUUUCAGAUUUACGCUGUGAGGAUGCAUUUUGGAGAAAGUGAGGACUCAUCAGCAGCAGUGAGCUCUGAGAUCUGCUGUUUGGGGACACAUCUGUAUAUUCUAACCAAAUAACGUCUCAGUCUGGUCAUACUGUGAAGCCUUCACUCGUCCUUAAGGUUACCUAGCAACACCACAAACAAAAACACGGGUUCUUCUAUAUUUGUAUAUUAAAGAAAAAAACAUAUAUAUAUAUGCCUAUAUCCAGUAAUACAGUAUAGACUCGCACCUAUAUGUAUGUAUCAGUCUAAUCUGGAGCAAAUAUUUGUCUUUUAAUAUUUCACAUUAAAGCAAACAAAAGACUUCCUGUCACCACUUUCCAACCAAACAGUGUUUGUGUGUCGUUUUCCAUUAUUUGACGGCCUGAUGAUACUGUUGCGAUAUUCUCCACUAAUCAGAAGGCGUCUGUAGACGUGUCAGGACCAAGGUGUGGUUUGACAUCUCAUUAUUGUAUGCCGUGUUUUCUUUUGCCAAAGCCCCCCGGCCCCCCUCAUCGUUCCCAGACCAUCAUAAUGUCAAGCCAAAGUGCUGGGUGAUCAUUUAAAGGAAAAAAAUAAAUAAAAAAUCAAUCAGUCACAACCUGGUUUUUCAGUCCUGUUGGGGUUUGAUCUCUUGUUUCGGACCACAAUCAUAAAUAGUCUGUAAAUAAACUUCAUAGUCUUGGGGAGUGGAAUACUUAUGUCAAAUUUCAGUAAGGAGACAGAUAUUUAUUUUAGUUCAGGAAUUACUUUGCUUCGUUCUCUAAUAUUUUGGUUUUGGUUGUAAGUUAAUGUGCAUGUUGAUGUAUUUUAUGUUACAUUUCUUGCCUUUUUAAUUUAGCAUUUUUCCCUCUAUCUUUUAAAUGCAUAAAAGGAAAGACACAACGAGCAGAUUUCUUCUGCUUUUACACAAAUGUGGAUGGAUUGGACCCAGCUGGUUGACGCAGUAAUGUUUUGAUACACAGCACUGUUAACAGUCACAGAAAUGCUUUUUCUAACAUUUUAACAGUUAUGAUUACCAGUACUUUGUAUCUUUUAUUGCAAUAAAUAAAUCAAAUCUGUUGAA